AUUUUAUUAUUUUUUUCAUAGACGAUUGACAUAAUAUACAAUUCACAAUGCAAAAUACUAAUCAAAGACCAGAAUCUAGAAAUUGUAAUCCAUCCAAAAUGUAUAAAAAAUCAUGUUUCCUUGAUAUGUAUAAAGGAUUCCAGACGUUACUGAUAGGUGACUCUUUUUGUGAUAUAAAAUUGAAAACGGAUGAUCAAAAAAUAAUAACUGCACAUAAAGUGGUUUUAUCAAUAGUUAGUCCGUAUUUCCGUACAAUUUUCACAAAUCGUGCAGAAAAAAAUCAUGAUCUUGUGACUAUAAGAAAUGUAGAUUAUAACGCUUUACAGCUCUUAGUAAAGUUUAUAUACUCGGGCCAAAUCUUGGUGACUGAAGAAAACGUCCAGGACUUGUUAAAAGCUGUAAAUAUCCUACAGUUAUACGAAGUAAAAGAUGCUUGUUGUGAUUUCUUACAGUCACAACUCUGCACCACAAAUUGUAUUGGUAUUAACGCUAUAGCUGAUUUACAUAGCUGUACAAAAUUGAGAAAAAUAUCAGAAUUAUAUAUUCUUCAACACUUUUCGUACGAAAUAUAAUUUAUUAUUAAGAUUG
Molecule: messenger RNA, 588 nt
Organism: Acyrthosiphon pisum (pea aphid)
Lineage: Eukaryota; Metazoa; Arthropoda; Insecta; Hemiptera; Aphididae
Product: kelch-like protein diablo
Exons: 3
Coding region: 48-572 (174 amino acids)
Molecular function (GO): protein binding
Source: RefSeq, a predicted model, not a curated record